GGCGGCCAUGGCUGCCGGGCAGGGUGGCGGCGGAGGCCUGGAGGCCCUGGGCCCCGGAGGGCUGAUGUCGGCGGCCCAGGCUCUUUCCCUGCCGGCCGAGGCCUACGGCAAUGACCCCAACAUCGAGAUGGUUUGGGCUAUGAAGGCAGUGCAGCACGCUGAGGUCUACUACAACCUCAUUUCCUCAGUUGACUGUCAGUUCCUGAAACUCACCAAAGUGGACGACCGGAUCUAUUCGGAGUUCCGGGAGUGCUUCAAGGAUCUCAAGGUGGACGUGUUGGAUCCAGAGGAGCUCAAGUCAGAGCCGGCGAAAGAGAGGUGGAGGCCGUUCUGUCUGAGGUUCGACGGGGUCGUGGAGGACUUCAACUACGGCACCUUACUGCGGCUGGACUGCACGCGGGACUACAGUGAAGAGAACACCAUCUUCGCUACCAGGAUCCAAUUUUUCGCCAUCGAGAUUGCCCGGAACCGGGAAGGUCACAACCGAGCCGUUUUCGCCGGCACCCAGAAGGACGAGACGGCCGAGAAGAGCGCCGGGACUCCCGCGUGAGGGCAGGAGCCUUCCAGCGACUCCCACUCAUCUGGACCGGCGGGCACAUCGCCCCGGGAGGCCAGGAGGACCGGGACAGACCGCGCUCGCGCCUUCCGCGGGCCGGGGGAGGGACGGAGAUAGCCUCCGUCCCUCCUGCUGUUAGGAACCCAAGUCCUCGGCCGGGGCGACCUCAGGGGAUGCCGGAGAUGAGGCGUUUCUUUUCGGUCAAGGCCACGGGGGGGGGGAAAUUCGACGAAGCGGAGAUCGUGGACUGGUGAAACUGUGACUUUGCCGGAGGCCCCCACGCGGAGCACGGUCACUGUAAAUAAAACCCCGUUUUGGAG
Molecule: messenger RNA, 876 nt
Organism: Ornithorhynchus anatinus (platypus)
Lineage: Eukaryota; Metazoa; Chordata; Mammalia; Monotremata; Ornithorhynchidae
Gene: PBDC1
Product: polysaccharide biosynthesis domain containing 1
Exons: 6
Coding region: 8-550 (180 amino acids)
Cellular component (GO): cytoplasm
Source: RefSeq, a predicted model, not a curated record